AUGUCAUCUUACCCUCCUUACAAGCGAUCAGCUGAAAAACAACCUCAACGACAUGACAGAAACACCGAAGGCAAUCCUUUUCUAAGAUCCACCUCGUCUGCUUCAAGCGUGCUCGGGGAUAGUCAAUUCAGUCAAUUUUCUCAGUCCGAAACCAGUGAUCGUCCUUUCAAGAGAACUCGAGUAGAAGUGGAUCUUCCGGAACGGCGUGCGAGCCCAGUAACUCCUUCAAGGAAGUCUUUUAAUUUCAUUCCAGAUCUUAGGGGUUUAAAAGAUUCCAUAUUUUCCCAAGGAUCCUUAAAUUCGAUUAGCAGUACCUCUCCUAAACUUGUCAAAGAUUUAUCGGAGACACGUCUUAAGAUUGCUUCCCUAGAGUAUACUAAAAAUGAUUUUGAAAGUAAGGUCGCUAGAUUGGAAACGGAUAAACAAAAUUUAGAACUUCAGAUUAAGGAAUUAAAUUUAUCCAUUGAGAAACUGAAAGGCGAUCGUAAAUUCUUUUGCGAUCGGGAGUUGGAAACGUCAAAGAAAUUAGAGCGCAUCGAAGCAGAGUUUUCACAGAGUGCGCAAAACUCUGCUCGUGAAUUGGGACGACUCAGAAAUGAAGUUAGUAAAUUAACGCAAGAAUUACAGGAUGCUCAGAAUUUCAAUCAAACAAAGGAAAGCGAAUACAAUCGAACCAUUGAAGCAUUAAAGUCAGAGAAUAAGAUCUUAGAACACAGCUUAGAAAGUUUGAAUCAACAGAUUCAGAGGCAGAAUGAAAUUUCGGUUUCUCGGCAGGCUCUCUUAGAUCAAGUUCAAGCGCAAUUGGCCGAGACACAACAAAAAUUACAAGAAUUUUAUGACAUGUCAUCUCAAUUGGACAAUGUCCAAAAUAUGAAGAAAUUAAAUCAAGAACAAUCAGAAUACAUACAGAGUCUGGAGCGAACCAAGCGUGAGCUUACAGCAGAACUGAAGCAUUUGAAGACUUUAUCACCAAGCAUUCAGAUACUCGAUGAAAAAGUUAAAACCUAUGAAAAUGAACUGUCGAAUAUGAAUGCACUACGUCGCAAAGCCGCGGAGCUGGAAGCUGAGAAUGCUAUGCUUAAAAAAGAAAAAGUUGAAUGGACAAGCUAUCUUGACAAAGAAAAAGACAUUGUUAAUGUCAAUUCAGCUUACAGUCUUUGUAAGGAGCUUGCAUCGAGAAGAAUUGAAAUUGAGUUAUUACAAGAAAGGGGACGCGGUUUGGAGGAGAAAAUAAAGAGUAAAGAUGUCGUGAUCGCGGAAAAUGAAAGCAAGAUCAUGCAGUUGAACAACAAAUGUGUGGCUGUCGAAAAUAGGUUUUCGAAUGAGCUCGAAGCGCUCAAAAAAACCAAAAUGCUGCUUCAAAAAGAGGUGGAAAUGCUUACGGAUACUUUGAAAUCGUACGAUGACGAAGAGAAGCAUCUACAACCUGACAAUUACGACGGUGAAAAAACAAAGAUUAUGGAAAGGGUCCUCAAAGAAUAUAAGAAAGCACUUUAUGAAACACGGGAAGGGCAAGUGACUGAACCUCCAGAUACUCGGCAGGCGGAAGAACCCUCAGAUCCAGCGGAUGCGAGUUUUCAUUCUGUUCAGGUUAUGCAACAAAAUGAAGAAUUGCAAGCAAUAAACUUUAACUUGGAGAAAGAGAAUGCCAAUUUAAAGAAAGAAAUAUUUUCUUUGCAAAAUCAAAUUUCCGUUCUUGAACAUACCGAAUUGAAAAUUCACUCUACAGAACUCAUAAAGCAAAAUGAUCUACAGCAGAAAAGCAUUAGAGAACUCAAGAAUGAAAAUGCGUUAUUAAAGAAAGAAGUAUCAUCGCUCGAUCAACAAAUUGCUACUUUGGAACAAGCUGUCGGAAGGGGAGAAUACAACCGAGACUCUACACGACUACUUGAAAUGAAGGAAAACCCAUCCUCGAUCGAUUAUGCUAUUCGUCAAAGUACUUUACAGGCAUUAAAAACGGAAAAUCAGCAGCUUCUUGAAAAAUUGAAAGGUUUUCAGCUAAUGCGUGAAGAGUCCGGUGAUGAGGAUCGUCAAAAGGAUACGAUUGAUGUCAUACCAAUCCAGAGCUUUUUGAAUUUGGAAGGAGAAAAUAAACAACUGGCGGAACAAAACGCGAAAUUAGAAAUACGCAUCACGAGAUUAUUGGAGGCAUGGAAGGCCAAAGCACAAGAAUUUAGAGAGGCUGUAUAUAGUCUUUUAGGUUAUAAGUUGGAAUUUCUCGAAAAUGGAAGGGUUCGUUUGGCAUCCAUGUACUCGGAACAAGACGAUCAUUCCUUUGUAUUCACAUCGGAUGACGAUAACCGCGGUACCAUGCAGUUAAUUGGAGGUGGAAACGCGGAAUACAUCAAAAGCUUGGAUGACCUCAUUAAGUUUUGGGUUGUUGAUCGUGGGUCAAUACCGUGUUUUUUAAGUAGCUUGACAAUUAAAUUGUUCGAAAAUACAACGUUUGGUCCUGUCGGCAGGGACAUGGAUAUGAGUGUCAAUAGUAACGUGAAUUUUGGAACAAGUAGUUACGAUAAUUUGAUGUCUGAAUAG
Messenger RNA from Acaulospora morrowiae, 2535 nucleotides. The record is from the annotation of a GenBank genome assembly. NCBI's taxonomy places the organism in Eukaryota, Fungi, Glomeromycota, Glomeromycetes, Diversisporales, Acaulosporaceae.